This is a messenger RNA of Camelina sativa (false flax), 962 nucleotides long. The record is from RefSeq and is a predicted model, not a curated record. Lineage: Eukaryota; Viridiplantae; Streptophyta; Magnoliopsida; Brassicales; Brassicaceae.
AUGAAGAGGAUUGACAUUGACUUGGUAUCCAACAGGAACUGUAACGGUAAAUCCAUCUUCAUGGAUCUCAGCGGCGAACCCCGGCGGGUUAACAUUACCCGGUUAGCUGCAGCCCAAGAGGAUGAUACUGUUUCAGUUGAGGUUAUUUCGGAACUAAUUUGGAAGCUGCGUGAGGCUUAUCGGGGACGGGCGAAUAAUCGCAUCGUGGGACUCCAUGACGAGACAGAGCAAUGUGUUGUUCACAGAGAUAUCAAACCUUCCAAUAUUCUUCUUUCCUCAAAGAAGAUACCAAAGUUGUGUGAUUUCGGGUUAGCUACUUGGACAGCUGCACCUUCUGUUCCUUUUCUCUGCAAAACCGUGAAAGGCACAUUCGGCUAUCUGGCUCCUGAGUAUUUCCAGCAUGGUAAGAUAUCUGACAAGACCGAUGUUUACGCCUUUGGGGUUGUGUUGCUUGAGCUUAUAACUGGUCGGAAACCAAUCGAAGCCAGAAGAACAUCUGGUCAAGAAAACUUGGUUGUUUGGGCAAAACCGUUGUUGCAAAGAGGGAUAGAAUCCAUAGAGGAGCUGCUUGAUCCAAGACUAAAAUGUACAAGAAAAAACUCGGUUGAGAUGGAGCGGAUGAUCCGUGCUGCAGCGGCUUGUGUGAUCAAUGAAGAGUCCCGAAGACCUGGUAUGGAAGAGAUUGUCUCAAUCUUGAAAGGUGAAGAAGGAUUAGAACCAAAAACACAUUCAAGCGGGAAAAAUACAAAUAUUGCGGGUAUGAUUGACACUUAUACACAGCUGCAACAGACCAAAUCCGAGAUGAAAUGUCAUCUUGAUCUUGCGAUGCUCGGAGUAACAGAGCUUGAAGAUGAUGAUCAUGUGUACGGCCGAUGAAAAGAUAUCAAAGAGAUGGAUUAAAAGUGUGUAAAUAGGGUAUUUAUGAAAAGUUUGAAACAGAGUUGUUAGUUUCUGAAUCAGUG